This is a messenger RNA of Leptosia nina, 1383 nucleotides long. The record is from the annotation of a GenBank genome assembly. Lineage: Eukaryota; Metazoa; Arthropoda; Insecta; Lepidoptera; Pieridae.
AUGCCGCCAAAAGGAGGGAAAGGUGGUGGGAAAAAAGCACCAGCAAUUAUUAUCGAUGGGGUGGACACCUCCGAGAUGACGCGAGAGAAACUCGAGCAAUUCACCCUAAAAGUAAAAGAAGAGCUCGAUAAAGAAAGAGAAGAAAGGAAUUACUUUCAACUAGAAAGAGACAAGAUAAGAACCUUUUGGGAAAUAACGAGGCAACAGCUGGAAGAAGCAAAAGCGGAACUAAGAAACAGAGAAAGAGCUACUGAAGAAGCGCAAGAGGAGAAUGAAGCACUUUUAGAAACAGAAAAACAGAAAAUAAAACAUUUAAAAUAUGAACAACAAGCAGCUGCAGCAGCAUUGAGAGCUGAAAAUCUAGUAGCGUUAAAGGCAGCUAAGGAGGAGCACACAGAACAAGAGUUAGAGCUGCUUUACGAUAAGAGAAUGUUGCGUCAGGAAAUAAGAGAGAAAAUGUUAGCUGCGCAAGAUGAAUUAAGACGCGCAAAGCUAAUACAUGCAGAAGAGCUCUCGAAGACGAGGGCAGACUUUGAAGAAAGGGCGAGACAGAUUGAAGAUAAGGCUGAGAAGAAGCUACAAGAAACUAAAACAGAACUAACAAUAAAGCACAGAACAGAAAUAGCAGAGGUCGAGGAGAGGAAGAACAAACAACUGUCUGAACUCAUAGCUCAUCAUGAAAGAGCUUUUAACGAUCUGAAAAACUAUUACAAUGAUAUCACUUUAAAUAAUUUGGGUUUAAUAAGCAGCUUGAAACAGCAAAUGGAAGACAUGCAAAAGGUGAAAGAGAGGGCAGAGAAAAUUGCAAGAGAUGCUGUUGCUGAGAGUAAGAGUCUUCGUGAGCCAUUGGAAGCUGCUAUAAUAGAUAACAAGGAGUUAAAACGGCAGAUGUCCAACUAUGACCGUGAUAAAGCGGCUUUAGCUGCAAAAACAAAACAAUUGGCGUCACUGGAAAAACAGUUCGAAGUAUUAAAAUGGGAAUACGAAGUGUUGCAGGUGCGUUUUGACAGAGUGCAGACGGAAAGGAAUGAGCUCAAAUCUAGAUUCUCACGAGCCGUUCUAGAAGUACAGCAACGAGCGUCAUUGAAAACAGCGUUAUUGGAGGCGAAGUUGAAGAAUAUGGAGGCUAGGGAUUUGGGACCAAGGGAAAUGCAUGAACUACUUAAACUAAAGGAUACGCAAGUAGAGGACCUAAGAUACGAAGCAGCAAGGUUGAGAAAGGCCCACGACGAUCUUCUGGCGACGUAUGAAGCCAAGUUAGCAAAGCUUGGGGUGCCCACAGAGGAACUUGGAUUUAAGCCAUUAAAGGCUGUUGCUGUGGCAGGAUUAUCACCAAUCAUCGGCCAAGGUCCAGCUGGAUUGGUGACUAAGGAUCAAAUUUGA